AGGGGUAUUGGGAAGCGGUUGUGUGUGCAUGUCAGCUGGCGGAUAUUUACUAUUAUCUCGGAUAUGUUGGCGGCAUCGUAAACAUAACGGCGGUUUUAGUCAGAGCAGCGGCUGGUCGUUUAUCGUUCAUGCUAAUAUAAGCUCGGUUUGCAGUCAAGAUGGUGAUACUACGCAGUAGCGGCAAUGCCGGAGCUGAACCGGCAACUACUCCGAAGAGGAGGUCGUUGGAGUUGGAUACAAGCUCCGAGUUUCUGUCGCUGCUUCCCGCGUCGCAGAGAAAGUCCGCCCGCCUGACCCGCUCCUCCCGGGCCCUGGAUGACAGCUUCAGUAGCCCUGAAAACAACACGGUGAACGGUCAUGCUGAUGUGAUGAAGGAGGAGGGCAGUGGUCCUUAUCACACUCGGAGGACCAGAGACCCGAGAGUUAAAUUGGAGGUCUCCUUCACAGACAUGGAUGGAAAGACCAGCUCCCCUUUGACUGAGGACAAGACAGCAGGAUCUGGCACCAGGAAAUCUCCCAGGCUGCAGAGAGAGGGGAAAGCAUCCAGUGGCAAGCAACAAGCAGAGGUGCCGGACAAGGUGGAGGAGUCGUCCACUCCCAAGAGGAGCCGCUUCAGUCUCCAGAGCCGAGCGGUGGAAGACGAAGAGGAGGAGGAUGAAGAGGACCGCUCAGUGCGACGUAGUUCCCGAAUCACCAGAUACAAACUGGACUCCCGCAACCAGUCAGUCCUGUAUGACCGACUCAUCACCAACACGGCUGAAGCUGUUCUCCAAAAGAUGGACGACAUGCAGAAGAUGAGGCGCAGACUGAGGAGCAGAGACAGAGACACUAAAGAAGAGAAGAUGGGGAUGUACACGAGAGGCAGCAGGCGGAGGUCUGUGAGGAUCAACGUGCAGAGUAAAAACACCACAGAGGAGGAGAAUCAAGAAGAAGAUGAGGAUGAUGAAGAUGAUCAUGAUGAAGAGGAGGAGGGAGAUGGAGAGGAGGAGGAGGAAGAAGAGGAUGAUGAAGAUGAUGAUGAUGAUGAUGAAGAUGGAGAGGAUGAGGAGGAAGACAACCAGAGGCGCUACGACUUCAGGCAGCGGAAGACGGUGGUUCGCUACCAGGCCCCGCAGGAUGAACCCAGAGAAACCAGGAAGCGCAGCAUGUACUUCAAGAGCCACUCGUCUCCGACCAGACGCAGGUUCAGAUUCAGCUCCACGGCCCCCAGGAGCCCCUACAACAGAAGAAGAACCAGCCGGAGUAGCUCAGAGAGAAGGAGACAUGCCAUUCACAGCAGUGACUCCACAUCCUCCUCUUCAGAUGAUGAGAAAUUCCAGAGACGGAGAAGUACAAACAGGAACAGGUCUGUCAAUAGAUGUCUGCCAAUGAACUUAGUGAAGGAGGACCUGCUGGGGAUCCACAAGGACAGGAUGAAGAUCGGAGCCAGCCUGGCUGAUGUGGACCCCAUGCAGAUAGACAAGACGGUGCGUUUUGAUAGUAUCGGAGGUUUGAGUAGACACAUUGCAGCACUGAAGGAGAUGGUGGUCUUCCCUCUCCUCUAUCCAGAAGUCUUUGAGAGGUUCAAGAUACAGCCACCCAGGGGCUGUCUGUUCUAUGGCCCUCCAGGUACAGGGAAAACCCUUGUAGCCAGAGCACUAGCUAAUGAGUGCAGUCAGGGGGAGAGGAAGGUGUCAUUCUUCAUGAGGAAAGGAGCCGACUGCCUCAGUAAGUGGGUGGGAGAAUCGGAGAGACAGCUGCGACUUCUGUUUGACCAGGCCUACCAGAUGCGUCCGUCCAUCAUCUUCUUCGAUGAGAUUGACGGUUUGGCUCCAGUCAGGUCUAGCCGACAGGACCAGAUCCACAGCUCCAUUGUGUCCACCCUCCUGGCUCUCAUGGAUGGUUUAGACAGUAGAGGAGAGGUCGUAGUGAUAGGAGCCACAAACAGACUGGAUUCCAUCGACCCAGCUCUGAGACGACCGGGACGCUUCGACAGAGAGUUCCUCUUCGGUUUGCCAGACAGAGAGGCAAGAAAGGACAUUCUGAAGAUCCACACCAGACAGUGGACUCCUCAACCCUCUGACGCUUUCCUGGAGGAACUGGCUGACAAGUGUGUUGGUUACUGUGGAGCAGACAUCAAGGCGGUGUGUUCAGAGGCUGCUCUGUGUGCGCUGCGCCGACGCUACCCCCAGAUCUACUCCUCCUCACAGAAACUAGUACUGGAUGUCAACAACAUUGCCAUUGGCAACAGGGACUUCAUGUCUGCAAUGGCCAAGAUGGUGCCCGCAGCCCAGAGGGCGGUCGUGUCACCAGCCAAGGCCCUGAUACCAGCCAUCCGUCCUCUGCUCAGUGCAGCCCUUCAGGACAUCCUGCACAUCGUCAGCAGGCUGUUCCCCCAUGCUGAACAGGGCCUGAAAAGGAAAAGAGACCAAGAUGUGCCCUGUGGUGUGUUUGAGGAUGAUGUGAUAUUCAGUGAAGAUGAGGAUUCAGCACUCUGCUUCAAUGGACCGACCUCUCAGCCUCAACCCAGAACAUCUGCUGCUAAAGAACUGCUCAACCUCAGUAGGAGUGUGCUGAGCCAGCCAACCUCCUUCCGUCCCAGGCUGCUGCUGGAGGGCAGACCGGGCUCCGGUCAGAGCUCCCACCUGGCCCCUGCUCUCCUCCACGCACUGGAGAAAUUCACUGUGUACACUCUGGACAUGGCUGUGCUGUUUGGAGCCAGUGCCACUGCACCUGAAGAGACCUGUGCUCAGCUCUUUGUUGAAGCAAAGCGGACCUCUCCCAGUAUCCUGUACAUUCCUCACAUCGGGCAGUGGUGGGAGACGGUGGGUCCUGCCUUAAGAGCCACCUUCCUCAGCCUUCUGCACUCUAUCCCCGCCUUUGCUCCCAUACUACUGCUGGCUACCUGCAGCCUGCCUUAUGAGCGACUCAGUGCUGAGGUUCAGGAGCUGUUUCGUGUCGAGUAUGGGGAGGUUUUCCAUGUCCGAGUCCCCACCAGCAGGGAAAGGAGAGAUUUCUUUGAGGACCUGAUCCUCAACCAGGCGGCCAAGGCUCCUCCAUCUAAGAAGAAAGCUGUGCUCCGAGCACUGGAGGUGCUCCCCGUCGCCCCUCCGCCUCCGCCUCGUCAGCUGACAGAAAAGGAGGCGCAGCGAUUGGAGGAGCAGGAAGAAGACACACUCAGGGAGCUCCGCCUCUUCCUGCGUGAUGUCACCAACCGCCUGUCCCAGGACAAACGCUUCAAGGCCUUCACGAAGCCUGUGGAUUUAGAGGAGGUGCCAGACUACGCUGAGGUGAUCAAGCAGCCAAUGGACCUGUCGACUGUUCUCUCCAGGAUCGACCUCCAUCACUACGGCACAGUCAAGGAGUUCCUCCAUGAUGUCGACCUCAUCUGGCAGAAUGCCCUGGAGUACAACCCUGACAGAGACCCCUCAGACCGUCAGAUUCGCCACAGAGCGUGUGCUUUGAAGGACACAGUCCAUGCCAUCAUCACAGAUGAACUGGACGAAGACUUUGAGAAGAUCUGUGAGGAGAUCAAGGAGUCACGCCGCAAAAGAGGUUGCUCCACUGCACAGUUCGCUCCGUCCUUCUACCACGUUCUUCCCAAGCAGCCCAGAGCUCCUGCUGAGGCCAAGACGAGUGACGUUUUGCCAGCAAGAGAGCCUCCCGGAGCCACAGCAGCUCCUGCUGCUGCACCUGCUGCUGCUGCUGCUGUCACAUCACCCAAACAUCCAGUCAAGAAGAAACGUCGGAAGAGCCGGAAGAGCCGUUGGUGUAACGGCAUCAUUUCCAAGAAGAAGUCCACCUCCUCGCCUCACGUCAAAGAUGACGCACACCCAACCGGUUCCGAGGAGGACGAAGAGGAUGGGGAGGAUGAGGAGGAUGCUGGGAAGGGUGAAGCAGCAACACACGGGGAGGGGGCGGGAGGAGAGGAGGAGCAGAUGGAGGUCGCCAUAGAGUCAGGACUUAUGGCAACUCAGGAUGUUAGUUUAGGUUGUGAUUCGAAGGAACGGGAUGGUCAGGAGGAGGAAAAAGAGGAGAGGAGUCAGGUAGCUGAAGAGGUCAUGCUGUGUGGAGACGGGGAAGCCAGCUCAAACGGACCCGUGCUGUCAGAUGAAAACACCAAGCUGUCAGCAGAGGGAGAGGAACAGAACAGCGGAGGCACUACAGCGAGGGCUAACAUGGACAGCAACACGGCCACAGGGAGAGAUGGCCAGGGGCAAACCAGCACAACGGAGAGUAAUGAAAACCACAGCCAGAAACCAUCAGACUGCAGAGUCGAAACCCCUGCUGGGCAUUCACAGACUGAGGAACGGUGUGCAGACAUGGAGGCUGAGGAGAAUCAAACUGCACCGCAAGGAGACGGCAGGAACAACACAGAAACUACAUCAGAGGAGGCAGAGCAGAACGGCCACGAAGAGCCGAUGGAAGUGGAAGAAACAGAAAACAGGCAAACGUCCUCCAACCCCCCUGGAGCUGACAAGGUGGAGGAGGACACUGGCACAGAGCGGAGUGUGAGGCACAUGACCCGGGCUCUGAAGAAUGCAGUGCUGCAGCAGCAGAUGAUCGAUGUGGAAACAGCUCUGCACAUCCUGGACCAGGAGACUCCUCCUGUGGUGGUGGACAGAGACAAAUUAAAGGAGCUGCUGGACAGACUAGUGGCCAAGACAGACAACUAUGAAGUCCAUCAGCUGGAGAAACUGUACGCUCUGCUCUGCCAGAGCAUCUAUAGACACAGAAGAGACUACAACAAGGCCGCACUAAUACAGGAGAUGGAGCAAGAGAUUGAAGAUUUUUAUUGAGUUUUCUACAAGAACAAUGUGACCUUUUUUUAAGGAUAAAUACACCUAACCCUCAGUUGUGUAAAUGUACAAUACCGCAUCUAUUUUCAUAGUAAUUUACAGCAUUUGCUACUCUUAGUAUGCUUUUUUGCUUUAUUUAAUUAAAGGUUUUUCCUCAUAAUA
Messenger RNA from Myripristis murdjan (pinecone soldierfish), 4940 nucleotides. It is a transcript of the gene atad2, whose product is annotated as ATPase family AAA domain containing 2. The transcript is spliced from 30 exons. The record is from RefSeq and is a predicted model, not a curated record. Gene Ontology annotation, molecular function: histone binding; ATP binding; ATP hydrolysis activity. Gene Ontology annotation, cellular component: nucleus. Gene Ontology annotation, biological process: nucleosome disassembly; nucleosome assembly; transcription initiation-coupled chromatin remodeling. Bases 159 to 4778 code for a protein of 1539 amino acids. Lineage: Eukaryota; Metazoa; Chordata; Actinopteri; Holocentriformes; Holocentridae.